UUUGCUGUCACACGCACAAAAAGACACAGAAAGACACAAGAAGACUGAAGGGGAUGAGACAUCUGAUGACAAGAAUAAGAGGGAUAACACUACCACUGGCUGAACUCUGAGGGCACUGAUCACUUGAAAGAUGGUGUGGAGUUAUGUGGGGCUCAGGGAAUGGACCAGCCUGUGUGCCCUGGUUCUUCUGUGCAUGGCACUACCAGGGUGCCAGGCUUUCCUGCCCAACUUCUGGUCCCGGGUGCUGACACUGUCUUGGGAUUCGUACACACAUCAGUAUAUGACUGAGAAGGCUAUACUUAAUGUUACCAUGGCGACACUGAGCAGUUUUCUGAGAAAAAAUCAUUACUCCAAAUCUCAGGAGCAGAUAGAAUUGGGUCAUAGGUUCUGGCAGGCUGUAAGGGAAGUGGUCCAGUCCAAUUCUGACAUGGACUUUCUGAGCUCCACACGUUCUGACCCGGUCUACCACUUCGACUCAGAACGUGUAGAAGGUGCAACAGAACUUUUGCGGGAAUUCUGGGCUCAAACAGUUCUGCUGACCAAAGCCAAAGAGUACCAGGGAGCUCGCAGCUGCCUUGGCCAGCUUCUCCACUCUCUGCAGGACUUCUACAGCCACAGUAACUGGGUAGAGAUGGGUCAGCGUUCAGAAUACCACCACCUGUUAGAUCCAAAGGAGCCAGGAGUGCCUGUAGCAUCAGAGGACAUGCCUACCUGUAUCGAUUGUCCCAGAGCAACCUGUUAUAAUAACCUCCUGGAGGAGCUGACCCUGGGUGAAAGGCGUCCAGUCCUGACUACUGGAUACUUCAGCGACUAUCCUGUCAAACCACAAGGAAAGUGCAGCCAUGGCGGUAUUCUGGACAGUAGCCAUCACCAGGAAGCCAAGGGUGGCAUAAACAAGGACAGCACCUCAUUCCUUUUCUCUCCUCACCACUACCUCCACAAAGAGGCUGCUCGUCUAGCUACCAUGGCAACCCUUACCGUGCUGAGAGACUUGCGAGACGUGGUGGGGCCAGAGAGAUUCCUCAGACUCUUCAGUGUGCAGCAGCCUCCAGCUCUAGUCUUCGUAAUGGAUACUACGGGCAGCAUGUUUGAGGAGAUCACUGCUGCCCGCAUGCGGGCCUUCUCCAUCAUUCAAGCUCGUGCCCAGGCCCAGAGCCAUGGCUCCAGCCUGCCUGGCACCUUCCUACUAGUGCCCUUUCAUGACCCAGCUGUGGGUCCAGUGUAUGAGACAGAUGACCCUGAUCAGUUCAUAAAAAAGCUGGAGGAUCUGACUGCUCUCGGAGGUGGAGAUGAGCCAGAGAUGUGUCUCUCUGCCAUACAGCUGGCCCUAACCAAUAGCCCACCACUGUCUGAGGUUUUUGUUUUUACCGACGCUUCUCCGAAAGACGAGCAUCUAUUUAAUGCAGUAAAGGCUCUUGCGCUGGAGAAACAGAGCAAGGUGACCUUCCUGCUGACAGUGGAUGAGAGACUCAGGAGGAAAAGAGAGACACUCUCACCUGAACGUUUCUCCUUGUACUCCUCUCUUUCCUCUGUGUCAGGUGGAAUGACCAUUUUUACCAGCAAAAAAGACAUACGUAAAGUGUCAGCCGUUGUCCAGGACAACACUGAGGCUAGUAAGGUUUCACUGCUCCAUGUGGACACUGAAUCAGACUCUCUUUCUUCUUAUUCCUUCAGCGUGGACAGAACAAUGAGAAAUGUCACACUCCAUCUCACCUCACAAUCAGAGCUCACUCACUGUGACAUCAGCAGCUCCAAGGGUACUGCUCAGUCUCUACUCAGCUCCUCAGGUCCAUUAGCAAAGCUGGAGAGCUAUCAGGGCCUCUACAGAAUCAGCCUGCUCCCUCCCAUUGAGCCAGGCCAAUGGCAGCUGACAAUCCGGGCUCAGGGAAAUAUCAAACUUAAUGUCAUAGGGGACAGCAGCCUGGACUUCCUGUAUUACUUUGCUGUAGAAUCAAAUGAAACCCAUCCAGGACUAGCCAGAGUAGAAGGAAGUCCUGUGGCAGGUGCACCAGUGUUCUUAGUGGUGGUUAUAACUGGCCUCUCUCACAAUGAGGGGGUCUCAUUCAGACAUGUGACACUGCUGGGGACCAAUGGAGAGAGCCUACAGCAGGUGUUCCUCAACUCUUCCUCUUCCUGGUGGUCUGGAGAGGAGUUGGUUGGCCACCUGGAUUCAGUACCCCGAAUGCCAUUCAGCUUGCGUCUGUCUGGCAGCGAUCGGAAGGGGAACAAACUGGACAGGGUUUCCACAGAGAUAAUUCAUCCCACGCAUGUACAAAUUCAGGUCCUUUCUGCUCCACACCUGUCUGCGGGUCAGACAAGCACUGUGGUCUUUGAGGUACAGAAUCAUGGCCCUGCAGGUCAUUUCAGUCUCUCUGCUAAGGAUGACUCAGGCUACCUUUCAAAGACUGACAUCUUCAGCUUGUCAAUCAAAGAGAGGGGGUCUGUGAGGCACGAGAUGGAGAUAAAAACUCCUAAAACUGCUCAGGCAGGGCAGGCCGUGACCUUAACUGUAACAGUCACUGCUAGUGACAACGCAGGCUUAAACUAUGCUGUAGUUCAUCUGACCGUGCUGCCAGAGGAACCUGACGCGUCUCCUCCGUCAUGUUCUACAAUGCGCGUGGAGAUGGCCUGUCCCCCAGUCUCAGGCCAUCAGUGCUCUCAGGGUAACUGGAGUGUCUCUCUAGCAGUGAGAGAUAGAGGAAACUCUGGCCUGGCCUCUAUACAGCUGUCCCAAGGCAUGGGCACCCUCACACUGCUAAAUGAAGAGAUGGGGGUUGUGACUGACCAACAGUGGAAUCACAAGAAAGGGGCAGAGCGAGGAAUUCCUAAGCAGAAGUUAGUGUACAACGAUCCCCCGCUGAAUUUGUCAUCGUGGGUGAGAGGGAAGUCCCUCAGGCUGCGUUACACAUCGGGCUGUUGCUCCCCUCGGGCCAAACUGCUGCUGCAGGAUGGGGCUGGGAACACACGGCGUUGCCUUCUCAUCUCCAGUCAGCAAAGGGUGAAGCAGGAGAGAAAUGUUACACCCAGCAGGGCUACACGCACUCUAACAGACCUGGUGUUGCUGGGUCUAGUGAUAUCCAGGACAGUAUGA
Messenger RNA from Chanos chanos (milkfish), 3091 nucleotides. RefSeq names its product von Willebrand factor A domain containing 7 (gene vwa7). Lineage: Eukaryota; Metazoa; Chordata; Actinopteri; Gonorynchiformes; Chanidae. The record is from RefSeq and is a predicted model, not a curated record. Bases 131 to 3091 code for a protein of 986 amino acids. The transcript is spliced from 17 exons.